GAAAAAGAUUGCAAUUUAGGAAUUGUUUAGAGCAAAGAAAAGGUAGAGGAAAAGGAGAGGCUGUAAUGUGACUCUUUGGCUCUGGAGAGAGACCAAAACCAAACCCUAGAUUUUUCAGUCCCAAGUAGCAAUUUUUUUUCAUUUUUAUUCACUCAAAUUUCAGAUCCAACCUCAUAAUACUUCGUCCCCAACACUCUUUCCUCCCUUCCAUCUUUUUCCUCUGAUCUUGCCUAAUUAUUGACAUUCAAGAAGGAGGAAACUCGUUCAGUGAUUUGUGAAUACUCUCUUGAGAUUCUUUGUGAAGCUUUUUUUUUUUUUUUUAAGUUGGAUUUUUUUUUUUUUUUUUACUUAGGCUGUUAAAGAUGAUGUCCAAAUCGUAUACCAAUCUUUUAGAUUUAGCUUCUGGGAAUUUUCCCAUUAUGGGUCGCGAGAAGAAGCGACUUCCACGAGUAAUGACUGUUGCGGGGGUAAUAUCAGAGCUUGAUGAUGAUCAGGCAAAUAGUGUGACUUCUGAGGGACCUUCGUCAGUUGUGCAAGACCGAAUAAUUAUUGUUGCCAAUCAGCUUCCUAUUAAAGCUAAGCGUAGACCGGACAAUAAAGGCUGGAGUUUUAGUUGGGAUGAAGACUCUUUGCUGUGGCAGCUUAAGGAUGGUUUACCUGAAGAUAUGGAGGUUUUGUAUGUAGGAUCUUUGCGGGUGGAUGUUGAUUCUUCCGAACAAGAAGAUGUAUCGCAGCUUUUGUUGGAGAGGUUUAAGUGUGUUCCAGCGUUUUUACCUCAUGACAUUUUAUCUAAAUUUUAUCAUGGUUUUUGUAAGCAGCAAUUGUGGCCACUCUUUCAUUAUAUGCUUCCGUUCUCUGCAACUCAUGGUGGUCGAUUUGAUCGCUCUCUGUGGGAGGCAUAUGUAGCAGCAAAUAAAAUUUUUUCUCAAAGGGUGAUCGAGGUCAUAAACCCAGAUGACGACUUUGUAUGGAUUCAUGAUUAUCAUCUAAUGGUGCUACCCUCCUUCUUGAGGAGAAGGUUUACAAGACUGAGAAUGGGCUUUUUUCUUCACAGUCCAUUUCCUUCAUCAGAAAUAUAUAGGACAUUGCCAGUGAGGGAAGAGAUUCUUAAGGCACUUUUGAAUGCAGACCUUAUUGGUUUUCACACUUUUGACUAUGCUCGACAUUUCCUGUCUUGUUGUAGUCGGAUGUUGGGUUUGGAAUAUCAGUCAAAGAGGGGUUAUAUUGGCUUGGAAUAUUUUGGAAGGACCGUGGGGAUAAAAAUCAUGCCUGUUGGAAUUCACAUGGGCCAGAUGGAAUCGGUGCUAAGACUUGCUGACAAGGACUGGAGGGUACAGGAGCUCAAGCGACAGUUUGAAGGAAAAGUUGUGUUACUUGGAGUUGAUGAUAUGGAUAUUUUUAAAGGGGUCAAUCUGAAGUUGUUGGCAAUGGAACAGAUGUUGCGGCAACAUCCAAAGUGGCAGGGAAGAGCUGUUUUCAUACAGAUUGCAAACCCAGCUAGAGGAAGAGGGAAAGAUCUCGAGGAAAUACAAGAUGAAAUACAGGAAUGCUGCCAGAGGAUUAAUGAAAAUUUUGGACAGCCAAAUUAUGAGCCAAUUGUGUUCAUUGAUCGGCCUGUUUCUCUCGCUGAAAGAGCGGCAUAUUAUACGAUUGCCGAAUGUGUUGUAGUCACAGCGGUGAGGGAUGGUAUGAACCUAACUCCUUAUGAGUACGUUGUCUGCAGGCAGGGAACCUCUGGAUCAGAAUAUAGCACAGAAACAAAUGGACCACAAAAGAGCAUGCUAGUCAUAUCAGAGUUCAUGGGAUGUUCCCCUUCUCUUAGUGGGGCAAUACGGGUUAACCCAUGGAACAUUGAAGCCACUGCUGAAGCAUUGAAUGAGGCAAUAUCAAUGGCUGAAGCUGAAAAGCAACUGCGCCACGAGAAGCAUUACAAAUAUGUGAGUACACAUGAUGUGGCGUACUGGUCAAGGAGUUUUUUCCAAGACAUGGAAAGAACUUGCAAGGAUCACUUUAGAAGACGGUGCUGGGGAAUUGGGUUGGGCUUUGGUUUCAGGGUUGUAGCACUCGAUCCUAACUUUAGAAAGCUAUCUAUUGAUGCCAUUGUAGCUGCAUAUUCGAGGUCUAAAAAGAGGGCUAUACUUUUGGAUUAUGAUGGCACUGUCAUGCCGCAAACUUCAAUUGAUAAGACCCCAAGUCGUCAGGUGAUUUCAAUCAUAGAUUCACUGUGUGAUGAUGUUAGGAAUACUGUUUUUGUUGUCAGUGGAAGAGGGCGUGAAAGUUUGGGCAAUUGGUUCUCUUCUUGCGAUAAGCUUGGAAUUGCUGCCGAGCAUGGCUAUUUUAUGAGGUGGUCUGCUGAUAAGGACUGGGAAAAUUGUGGUCAAGGUAGUGAUUUUGGCUGGAUACAGAUUGCAGAGCCAGUCAUGAAAUUAUAUACAGAAGCUACUGAUGGCUCUUCUAUUGAAACCAAAGAAAGUGCCUUGGUGUGGCAUCACCAGGAUGCAGACCCUGAUUUUGGUUGCAGCCAGGCGAAAGAAUUAUUGGAUCACCUUGAAAGUGUGCUGGCAAAUGAACCAGUUGCUGUAAAAAGUGGUCAGUUUAUUGUAGAAGUGAAGCCACAGGGAGUCAGUAAAGGUUUGGUGGCAGAAAAGAUCUUCACGUCAAUGGCAGAAGCAGGAAGACGGGCUGAUUUUGUGCUAUGCAUUGGUGAUGACAGAUCUGAUGAAGACAUGUUUGAGAUAAUUGGUAAUGCAGUGUCAAGUGGCUCCCUCUCUUCCAAUACAUUAGUUUUUGCCUGCACGGUUGGACAGAAACCAAGCAAGGCCAAGUAUUACUUAGAUGACACAACCGAGGUCAUUAAUAUGCUUGAAGCCCUUGCAGAAGUUUCGGACAUAUCUUCUCCUCCUGAAUCCCCUUGACAGUUCUUCUGCAUGGCAGUGUUAUAACAUGCUCCUGUCUCUUCUCCGACCUUUUAAGCAAGUGACGCUGGCUGGUGAUUAGUAUCAAAUCACAUUCAUUUUCUGCUCUUGUUGAAAGUUAAUUAAUGUGCAGCAAAAUGGAAAUGGCCUAAUUUGAACCGUCAGCGUCUUGGAUUUCUUUACGAUAUAUACAAGUGGAUGCAAAAGUAUGAAAUGGGGGAAAAGCAUUCAUUCAUUCUUGGCAUUAGGGGACCCGAAUGGGGGUGGAAUGAAAUGGUACUAAUAUGGACAGACUGACUUGGGGGGAUGUCGCGGAAACAACAGAGAGGAAGAUGGCCGAAUGAUUUGUGAAUAAUCUUUGAGGCCCAGCCAUUGGUAUUUCCACGCUCGUUUGAAGUUGGUAGUCCCGAGUAUCUAUUCUUUUGAUUCAUGAAUCUUUUUGGGUGGUGGGAUGAUCAAAGUCCAACUAGAAAGUUAGAAAAGAAGCCUGAGCUCUCGUCUUGUUUUCAAAACUGUACCAAAUGGACAACAGAAUGAUGUCCUUUGUCUCCUUUUCUUGCUCAUUUUCAUUUUCUUUUUCUCGUCAAAUUCUUGAGUGCAUUUGUUUUCUCAUUGUUACUUGAACCGUUUUAUUUUUGCUCACAAGAAAUCUGUAAAUUUCCUAUAUUAAAUCUAUUUUGUUUAGACUUGCA
Cucumis melo (muskmelon) is the source of this 3607-nucleotide messenger RNA. RefSeq names its product probable alpha,alpha-trehalose-phosphate synthase [UDP-forming] 7. The transcript has 4 exons. NCBI's taxonomy places the organism in Eukaryota, Viridiplantae, Streptophyta, Magnoliopsida, Cucurbitales, Cucurbitaceae. The coding region runs from base 363 to 2915 and encodes 850 amino acids. Gene Ontology annotation, molecular function: catalytic activity. The record is from RefSeq and is a predicted model, not a curated record. Gene Ontology annotation, biological process: trehalose biosynthetic process. Gene Ontology annotation, cellular component: cytosol.